Molecule: messenger RNA, 3548 nt
Organism: Chara braunii
Lineage: Eukaryota; Viridiplantae; Streptophyta; Charophyceae; Charales; Characeae
Source: the annotation of a GenBank genome assembly
CUGCGCACGUUUUGUAUGAAUGUUUGGGAGUCGAUCCGUUUUGUGUGAAUGUAAACAUUUCGUGUAUAUGUGCACCGGGUUCGAGUCAAGCGGUGCUCCAUCCGAGGGAGGAGAUUUGGGUUCUGGUGCUUCAUUCCAACUCCACCGCAGGGAGGAACGUGGUCGCUUUGACGACAGCGAGAGGGAAGAAGAGGAGAGGACGUCGGGUUCGUCGGUUAGAGGGGGAGACCGUAGGGUGCUGAGCAUUCCGGGUGUUGAGAUGAGAACACCGGUCCAGGAGCGGCCCUUGACGUCAACCAGGGGUCACACAAUGGGGUCGGGGGGGAGGUUUUCUGGCGUCUUGUCCGGUGGAGAGGAGGGUGAACAGCAGUCAUCGCAAAAGAGAAGGGGAGAUUCCCGUGGAGACGCGGCGGCUGCAUCAAAAAAACAGAAGACAAAGGCCCUGCAGAUGUCAGGGGGAAAAAGGAAGGGAGGGGAGGGGCAUGUGGGCGCUCCGAGCCGCAAACGCCCAUCCUCGGCGCUGAUUCAGCCCGUGUCCGUCCCUGUGCAGCAGACGGGUCCGAUCGACGUCGAUGCGGCGUAUUUCCUCGAAUGGAAAGACGGCGUGCGCACAAAGCACGAGACACCCGUUAACACGUCGCAAGUCGUCGACAUCGGGGAGUGGGAAGCGGGGUACAACCAGCGUUCCUUGGAUCCGGUGCAUACACAGCUGAUCAUCGACGCGAUGACGACGGCCUACUCGCACGCCUUGAAGACUUACGAGCUGCCCACACUGAAGCUGGCGCCGCUGGAGAAACCGAAGCCGGGGGUGCGUGCACAGCGUCUGAAGCCCGAGGACUGGAAGGACGAGCUGGCGGACUAGACGCUGCUUGGCACAGACGUGGAGGUGAGGUACGACUUUGAGAGGUGGCCUGCGCGAAUGGUGUACUUCUCCGACGCGGACUUCGAAGGGUAUUUUCUGGUCAGCGCCGAGGAUAACAAGAAGGACCUGAAGGCGCCUCCCAGACAGCAAAAACUUUCGAUGAAGGACAUCCGGUGGUGCUGGAAGGAAAAGGGUUACCCAAGAGCUGUUAUGGGGAACCCGAGCGGGAAACAGACUCAGGUGGAGUCUUGGCGCCGGUUUUGUGAAGAUGCGCUUCAAAAGACGUCGUACAAUCAUUUGUGGACACUCGCUGACGACAAGACCGAGCAAGGCAUAAGGAAGCAGAACGCUGCCCUUCGAUCUUAUUUCCCGCUUGCGAUGGCCAGUGAGAGCGCGUGGAAAAUGGGAAUGGAAUUUUUCGAGAAAUGGGAGACGGGCAGACUGUUGGCACCCGAAGGGGCGAAGUGGAUCGCGAAGAAGAAGAAGGUGAAGGGCGUGAAGGCCGGUGUGAGCCACAUCGAACAUGAUAAGACCGGGCGAAAGGAGGUCGUCUACAACAUCCCCAUGAAUGUCGUCGAGUUGGAGAAAGCGGUUGGGAUCACGAAGUGCCACACUGCCGUUCUUGAUUUGUGCGAGCCUGUGGACAUCACACAGUGGACACAGCAAGCUUUCGAGAGUUUGAAUGCCCUUCUACAACAUUUGUUCCCUUCGCACUGGACGGUCGUUGCUUUCGUCCCCCGGGAGCACGACUACUACUUCAUGACCAGUCUGCGCCAUCUGUCCAUUGUCAAGGUAAUGGCAGGAAAGUGGGUGAGGAGGCCGCAGCAGAAAAAAAGCUUCGCGGUCGGCAACAACUUGUACUCAGUGGACGACCUCAUGAACAUCCUCUUCAAAGCUGACGACUUGCGGGAGAACACGUAUGUGGUUUACGACGCGAGGUUGGAGGUGGGUGAUGCUGCUGCUGUGGGGGCACAUGUCAAAGUCACACCGACGGACGUCUCGGAGAUGCCGUUCGAGCCUUGUGAAUGGCCCCUGGUCAUACCUGGCCGUGACCACAAAGUUUACAAGGACAUAGAACGGAACCCCGCGCAGUUGGCCCAUCUGCUGGAAUUCGUGUGCAAAAAGGGGGAGGGUGUCAUGUUUCUUGGGAAGGCGCACGCGCAAGUAGUGUGGGAGGCUUUGAAGGGCGGUCGCAACGUCAUCGCGUUGGAGGGGAAUUCAGAGUUGCUGCAAUACACGUUGGAUUUCCUGAAAGGCGCGGUCAACUCUGGAGCCCACCGCUGCGAGUUUAUUUCGAGGACGGACAAACCACGAUGUGCUUGGGAGCCGUCCACGGACAUGUGGUUCAAGCUAAGCGAGAGGAAAAGGGACAGGAUAUGCAAGUUCCUCCUCCUGGAGAAGCGGCCCAGGAGGGACAGCGACCCUGAGUAUAUUCGACGCAAGGAGCACAUGUUGGCGUUGCCGGACAACUACCACGGCGCCUCGCGUUUGAAUGCGAAGAACUUCCUGGACCGGAUGGAGUGUUUGUACUUUGUCGAGUCGGAGCAGGAGCUCAGGGUCGCGAGUUACAGUGCAUUGAUUGACACAGACAAAGUGGCAACGACCGGAUUCGUUUUCGACACGAAUGUUCCGGAGGAGGAUAGCGACACCGAGGAAAUCGCCCUGAAUUACCUCCCUGCUCCUGUUCUUCCACCCCCGGGCUCCUCGACGGCAGGUGCAUCGUCAAGCCAGGCCACUCCAGCGACGCCCAACGUGGAGUCGCCUCCUUUGGGCGCCGCGAAGUCCGUCGGCGACCACGCUGCAUCCACCAUACAUUGGUCGGCCCUCCCCUCGACGACUGAUUUGGCCACUUCCGUUGGCACCAGGAGAGGCUCGAGUGCCGGUGUUCCGAUCACCAGCAUCAAGUACAAGUCCGCCGCCAUCCGAACGAAGCACCCUGAGGUGCACGAUGGGGAGCCCGUCCUGCGCAGCGCUACCGGAGCAGAAGUAUCGGAAACGUGUGGCAAAACGAAGUCCGCCAGAAUCCGCACUUCGGUUUCGUCCGGUGCGACGUCCGACGACUUUCCUACGCGGCAGGGGACGGCGUCGGCCGUCGGAGAUGGGCAGCGUGCAGAGUUCAAUGCACGGUUGGAUAGCGGGGCGCCGUCUGUGCUCUGCAAUUUGAACUCCGCCAGUAACCGAACUAGCUGGGGAACGGACCUGCAGCCAGAUGUCGUCGGGCGGGCGGAAGAUGAGACGUGUGCGGGGACAGAAGACUUGUCGACGGGAGUCGACGUGAGGCCAGUGGGAGGAGCUGAUAUGCGCAAGAGGGAUGGGGGGGAGGAAUGGGUACAAGUGGAGGACGACCAAGAAGAACUUGAAUGGGAAGAAGGUGGGGGAGGAGCGAAAGGGGAGGACGAACGGCCGGAGGGUGGAGAAGAUGCUGGCUGCGGUGAGUCGUCUGACUCGUUCGGACACUUGUACACGAUGCAACGCGGGGGUGAUGUCGACGACGAAGCGACGACAAUGGAAAUGGAGACUCAGGUUGCCGGCUGCCAGCAUCUGACGUCCCCGAAAAAAAGCAGGGCGGUCGCUCAGCCUCUCGCGGUGCUCGCCUUACCCGCGCCCCGGUCGCCGAUGAAGGAACGGAAGGAGAAACCGGCUGGUAAGCGUUAAUGAUCUUCGCCACGUCAGCAUGCUAACGUCU